CGUUCCUCUCUCCGCGUUCGUCCUCCUUCUCCUCUUCGUCCUCCUACUCCUCCUCGUCCACCCCCCCUUUCUGUAGACGGUUAGCCCAUGGGCGCGCGAGAUUGGCUUACCGGCACCGGCACUGGCGCCCAGAUAUGCCGGCAACGGGAACCGCGUAAGCUUCUCUCGUGGACCGCGGCCGUCGAUGGUCAUCCGCCAGAGGGCAUGGUCAUGGGCGGACGAGUGACCAAGAGAGAAGAGGGAAGGGGAAGGGGCAGGGGGGUCAUGCAUCGUAGACGCGGCGGGAGAUGGCGUGAUGCCUAUUCGGGCAGCCCCAAGGAGCCUAUCUUCCUUUGCCUCCUGUCCCCGGCAGGGAUCCUCAGGUCGGAAUAGA
Molecule: messenger RNA, 373 nt
Organism: Colletotrichum destructivum
Lineage: Eukaryota; Fungi; Ascomycota; Sordariomycetes; Glomerellales; Glomerellaceae
Exons: 1
Coding region: 88-372 (94 amino acids)
Source: RefSeq, a predicted model, not a curated record